AUGAUAACCAUUGUAGACAAGGGGAGUAGGGUUAUACUACAGACAGAAAUAGCUGGUGAGACUUCCCAGUCAAAAUUUAAGAGGAUGUAUGUUAGGUUCAAUGCUCAGAAGGUAGGAUUUUUAGGUGGAUGCAGGCCAUUUAUAGGUUUAGAUGGUUGUCACAUAAAGCACAGAUUUGGUGGGCAAAUCUUAUCUGCCACUGCCGAGGAUGCAAAUAACAACAUUUUUCUAGUAGCCACGGUUGUUGUGGAACAAGAAACCAGGGAGACUUGGAUAUGGUUUUUGGAAAUUUUUGCUGAUGAUAUAGGGAGGCUAGAGGAGCUUCAGUUGAUCUUCAUUUCUGAUAGGCAAAAGGGGCUUAUACCUGCAAUAGAGACACUAUUCCCUACUGUGGAGCAUAGAUACUGUGUGAAACACAUCUACAACAAUUUCAAAGUUGAUCACAAGGGAUUGGAGCUGAAAGAUGCAUUGUGGAGGUGUGCUACUGCCACAACAGUAAGGGAGUUUGAGAGAUGCAUGCAGUACAUAAGAGAUUUGGAUGAAAAGGCAUAUGAGUAUCUUGCAAACAUUGUACCUGCACAGUGGACAAGGUCACACUUCACUCCUAGGGCCUUAACAGAUUGUUUGGUAAAUAAUUUGAGUGAGUCUUUUAAUGCAAUGAUAUUGAAGUCUAGGGACAAGCCUAUCUUGGCAAUGUUGGAGUGGAUUAGGGUUAGACUUAUGACUAGACUUAAAACAAAAAGGGAAGGGAUACAGAAGUAUGCUGGAAAGUUGUGUCCAAGCAUACAAGAUAGGUUGGAGAAAUUGAAGGUUGAAAGUAAGCUAUUUAGUGCUACCCCAACUAGCAGUUUCCUUUAUGAGGUAGGCAGUCAGUAUGAAAGGCAUGUAAUUGAUUUGGUGAAGAAAACAUGUAGCUGUAGGUCUUGGGAUUUAAAUGGCAUUCCCUACAAAUAUGCCAUAACAGCCAUUUAUACAAACAUUGAGACAACAAAAGACUAUACCCACCCAUGCUACUUCAAAGAAACUUACAUGGAGAUAUAA
Quercus robur (English oak) is the source of this 1041-nucleotide messenger RNA. RefSeq lists its product as uncharacterized. The record is from RefSeq and is a predicted model, not a curated record. Gene Ontology annotation, molecular function: zinc ion binding. NCBI's taxonomy places the organism in Eukaryota, Viridiplantae, Streptophyta, Magnoliopsida, Fagales, Fagaceae. The transcript has 2 exons. The coding region runs from base 1 to 1041 and encodes 346 amino acids.